This is a messenger RNA of Homarus americanus (American lobster), 3777 nucleotides long. RefSeq names its product ADAM 17-like protease (gene Tace). Gene Ontology annotation, molecular function: metalloendopeptidase activity. Bases 96 to 2369 code for a protein of 757 amino acids. The record is from RefSeq and is a predicted model, not a curated record. Gene Ontology annotation, cellular component: plasma membrane. Gene Ontology annotation, biological process: membrane protein ectodomain proteolysis; Notch signaling pathway. The transcript has 13 exons. Lineage: Eukaryota; Metazoa; Arthropoda; Malacostraca; Decapoda; Nephropidae.
UGUUAAUGCUGUACUUAGAACGGCCAGAGUGCGCUGCGCAUGACGCCCCGAGGUGUAAACAAAGAGUCAAGUGAAGUCCGGGAAUUAUUGACAAAAUGGGACCAUUAUCAAUCUUGUUUCUCUGUUCACUAUCUACAGUCGGCUCUAUCGAUAUAACUGGUGGCUUUUUUAAACCACGGCCAUAUCAUCCCAAUCUCCGUUACUAUGAAUUUAUUGAUUCUUCUGCCUUCAAGCAUCACAUUGUCAAGAGGGGAACAAAAGAGAGUACCCAUCGCUUUAAUAAGAUCAAGGAAGUGCAGUUUAGUGCUUUAGGACGAGACUUUCGGUUGAUUCUUAAUCCUCGGAAAGGACUUCUUCACCCUCAGUUUAAAGCUUAUGCUGUUGAUGGGGCUGGUAAUGAGCAAAUUAUUCAUGUUGACCAUGAGAAUUUCUAUGAAGGCCGUGUGUUUGGGGAAAAAGUGUCAGAUGUUUCAGCUCACUUAGAAGAUGGCAUAAUGACAGCUACAAUACACACUCCAGAAGAUACGUACCAUGUAGAACCAUCAUGGCGGCAUGCACCAGACACCAGUGAGGAUUCCAUGAUAGUUUAUCGUGGCUCAGACGUGAAAUACAGUUGGGAGGACAAACGGCCGAUGUGUGAUUAUGUCAAAGAAGGAAAUGAAACUACAGAAAAGGAUGAUGAAGAUGAAUGGGUGGAAGGAUAUGAGCCACCUGAUGGUGUCUUACUAGAUGCUUCUGUAGAGAACUUGAUCAGUGGACCUAGACGGAGAGUGAAACGACAACAGGCGGAAGCAUACAACUUCAAUGGCGAGAAAACCCGUUGCCCUUUGCUUUUAGUGGCAGACUAUAGAUUUUUCAAGGAGAUGGGCGGCUCAAAUUAUAAGACGACUGUGAAUUACCUGAUCAGCCUUAUUGAUCGGGUUGACAAGAUCUAUGAGAACACUGUGUGGCGAGAUGCUACCGAUAACGGAGGUUUUUCAGGAAUGGGAUUUGUGAUCAAGAAGAUUCUUGUGCACCAGGAAUGGACACCUAUAGCCUCCAACCAGGUGCACUACAAUAUGGAGAGGAACUCUUGGGAUGUACGUAACCUUCUCGAGGUGUUUAGCCGUGAAUACUCUCAUAAGGAUUACUGCUUGGCACAUCUCUUCACGGACAUAAAGUUUGAAGGGGGUAUCCUUGGUCUAGCUUAUGUAGGAUCCCCUCGCAGAAAUUCCGUUGGGGGGAUCUGUACACCAGAAUACUUCAAGAAUGGUCACACUCUCUACCUGAAUUCGGGCCUCAGCUCUUCCAGGAAUCAUUAUGGUCAGCGGGUUAUCACCCGUGAGGCUGAUCUGGUCACGGCUCAUGAAUUUGGUCACAAUUGGGGUUCAGAACAUGACCCUGACAGGCCAGAAUGCAGUCCAAGUGCCAGCCAGGGUGGAUCAUAUCUCAUGUACACCUACUCAGUGUCGGGAUAUGACAUCAACAAUAAGAGAUUUUCUCCAUGUAGCCUUCGAGCAAUUCGUGCAGUAUUGGUAGCCAAGUCUUCUCGGUGCUUUACGGAACCAGAAGAAUCGUACUGUGGAAACCAGCGAGUAGAAGGGCAGGAAGAAUGUGAUGCUGGACUGGUGGGACAAGAUGAUAUUGACCACUGUUGUGAUAAGCACUGCAAAUUACGUGGACAUGCUACUUGCAGUGAUCGUAAUUCUCCGUGCUGCCAGAGCUGUCAGUACAUGAACCAUGGAAUAAAGUGUCGUGAGAAGCAGCCAGCCACUUGUGAAAAUGAGUCGAGGUGCUUGGGCACGAAGGCUGAAUGCCCUAAAGCAAAACCCAUGGAAGAUGGCACACCUUGUAUUGAGAAAGGACAGUGUCUCCAGGGUAAUUGUCUCCCAUAUUGUGAGACACAAGACAUGCAGAGUUGCAUGUGUGAUACAAUUGAUGAUGCUUGCAAAAGAUGUUGUCGCAAGACCCUCAAUGACACAUGUUUUCCGGUGAUGCCUGUUGACAUCCUUCCUGAUGGUACUCCUUGCAUCCAUGGCUUUUGCAACAAGGGUAAAUGUGAGAAGACAGUACAAGAUGUUGUAGAGCGCUUCUGGGAUAUCAUUGAAGAUAUCAAUAUCAAUACAGUUUUGAUGUUCCUUCGUGACAACAUUGUGGGGACAGUCAUCAUUGUCUCUGUCAUAAUUUGGGUUCCGGCAUCCUGCAUAUUUAGCUACGUUGAUCGUCGUCGUCAGGACGAAUAUCGCAAGGAGUGUGAGGAGUAUAGAAAACUUGCACAACGUUGGUUGACGAGGACAACAAGUCACGGCUUUCCUUUCCCUAAACACACUGCUGGAUUUGUGGAUGUUGUGGAUGCUGCAACACAUCUUCUCACUACCACCUCUACUUAGUUUUAUGCACCCUGUUCACUCUGUUAUUUCAGGCACAAGUCAACCACUUUUCUUUUAUAUGUAUCUAUGAGUGAAAAGCUUAAUUUUGUGUUUGAAUAUUAAUUAUUUUUAAGUUUGUCUUCCUCUUGCCCCACACUCUUACCUAGUUAUAUUAGUAAGUUGGUCAGUUUUUUGCUUUAGCAUAAUUCUUCAGCCAAAGAUUAUUUGCAACAUAUUGCUAGUCAGUCCGCAUUAUACUGUUAUCAUCCCCAAAAAUGUUCAAGCUAAAAUUUUCCUUUUGGUACCUGCAGCUUUUUUUAGCCUUAAUAAUGUUUAAAUAAGUAAUAUUUAUUAUUUCCAUACAUCUCAGGACAGAUAUAGUGAAGCAGAAGGUUAGAAAUCUUUGAGUCAAUUGACACUGCCUUAGAUAUUGUUGUAUAUGUUUGUUCUGAAAAGAAAAAAAGCCUGUACUGGAUUAUGGCAUAAUUGUCUCUGGGUGCAUGCAAGUACAGUAUUUUCCUUGUAGUACAUUACUCUUGUAUCAAUAUAGAUGUUUUGAUGAAAUUUUAUAUGAAUUUAUAUCAUCAUUAGACACCACAGGAAACAUAAUUCAGAUUAAAGCAUCAAAUGUCAGGGUCACAGCUGAGGAUCAAAUUUCAAAUUGUCAGUGGAUCAAUUAUGUACUGUACUAAAGUACUGAUGUUCAACUUUUCAGAAUUUUAAGCAUGAAUACUAUUUUUUAUUCCGUUGUAUAAUUAUUAGUUUUAAUAAGAAAUCUAAUUGUUGUCCACAGAUGAAUUGAUAUUAUCAAGAUUUUGUUUGAUAUGUAUAGAGUUUUGCUCUUCAAAAUGGGUAUGUAUUAUGUACAAUAGACCCUCAUUAUGUUAAGAGUGGGACCGAGAAUUACAGGGGAAUAGUGAAAUAUGAUUUAUUGAUGUAUAUACAGUACUUCAGUUGAUAAUGUAGGUACUGUACAGGCCUGGAGCCCCAAACAAUACACCCAAGGAAUUCCUUUAAGGGAUUCAUUUUACCUGAAUUGUAAUUUCAUGCACUCCAUACUAACGUGCUACAGCUGAAGAACCUGCACCCUGCCUAAGGUCAUCCAGUAUAUUUAUUUUUUCUUUGAUGGAGAAAGUCUAUUGAGAUUUCUUGGCACUUGGAGUUUUAGAAGAAGGACUUGAGAAACACUAGGCAUCUUGAAAUGUUGAUGGGAACUGGUGAUUAUUGCUCAUGGUUGAAAGUUAUGUAGAGGGAGAGUGAGUGUCCACACGACACAUUGGUUGAGCAUAAAACUGCAUAGCAAACAUGACUAGCCUAAGGUGAGACACCAAUGUUGCCAUCUAGUAAGAUGCUUGGGAAAUUUUUACUUGUCAGCUGAUUCCUUGGCAUCGGCUCAUGAAUCUGGUGGGCCAUUUGAAAAAGAAAAAUU